AAAAGACAACAAUCCAUGCCUCGCCUGGAGCUCUGUGCAGCAUUAGCUGGAGCUCAGCUUGCCAAGGUUUUAAAGACAGAGAUGACCCUCCCUCUUCAAAAGACAACACUGUGGUCGGAUUCCACCACGGUUCUGGAGUGGCUCCAGUCGGACUCCUGCCGCUUCAAGGUCUUUGUUGGAACGCGUGUCUCAGAGAUACAGGAGCUGACGGAUCGACAAUCCUGGCGGUAUGUGGACACCCACAACAAUCCUGCUGAUGACAUCACCAGGGGGAAACCACUUCUGGAACUUGCGGAGGACGGGCGCUGGAGUCAAGGACCCACAUUUCUCAGGCAAAGUGCGGAAUACUGGCCAAAAAGACCGGAUACACAUUCAUCCCUGACUUCAUCCGAACUAAAGAGCAUCACCUUCUGUGGUCUUGCAGUAGUGCAAAGCGACAAUAAUAUUCCGGAUGCUUCUCUAUUCAAUACCUGGAAAGAAUUAGUAAAAGUCACUCAGCAGGCGGGACAGGAAGGACCAGGAGGUUCGACACACAGUCAGACAAUCAGCUCCCAAGAAGCUGAGUUUCUGUUGCUGAAAAGAUGUCAAGUUCAAACCUUUCCCGCAGACAUCAUGUCUCUUAAAACACAGAACGCAGUGUCAGCUAAGAGUCGUCUGGCGUGCCUCUCUCCUGAGUGGGACUCAACUACAGGGUUAAUUCGAGUUGGGUGUAGGCUGCGACGACUCCAGAACUCGGACUUAGAAGAGAUCCAUCCUAUUGUGCUGGACCCAAAACAUCAGAUAACUAAACUCCUCAUCAAGGACAUGGACGAACGUCUUCUGCACCCAGGUACAGAGCGAGUGUAUGCAGAACUUCGAAGACAUUACUGGAUUCUGCGAGGACGACAAGCAGUCAGGCACCAUCAGCACAAUUGCCCAUCUUGUCAACGCUGGCGAGCUCAACCGACAGUCCCAAGGAUGGCAGAUCUGCCACCACAACGCCUCAGACUUCUCUGUCCACCCUUCCAUUCAACAGGUGUGGAUUGUUUUGGACCUUAUCUGGUCAAAGUGGGCAGAAGAUCAGAGAAACGAUGGGGUGUCAUUUUUAAGUGUCUUACAACUCGAGCAGUUCACAUCGAGCUUCUCAACUCCAUGGAUGCCGAUGCAUUCCUUCUCGCUCUACGUCGGUUCAUUGCCAGAAGGGGAAGACCAAGAGAGGUACUGUCAGAUUGUGGGACCAACUUCCGAGGAGCCGAAAGAGAACUCAGGACAGUGUUUGCAGAGAUGGAACCUCAGCUACGAGAGCAACUGACAGAAUAUCAGAUUGACUUCAAAUUUAACCCUCCAAAUGCCCCUCAUUUUGGUGGGGCAUGGGAACGGGAAAUUAGAUCCAUCAAGGCCAGUCUCCAAGUCGCAGUAGGAGGGCAGUCAGUCACAGAAGAUGUCUUGCACACAACUCUAGUAGAAGUGGAGGGGAUACUGAACUCAAAACCACUAGGGUACGUAUCAUCUGAUGUUUCUGAUCUGGACCCAAUCACCCCAAACAUCCUUCUCAUGGGGCGGCGGGAUUCUGCACUGCCUCAAGUAGUUUACGUCCCAGCUGUCAUGGGGCGGCGGAGAUGGCGCCAUUGUCAAACACUUGUGGAUCAGUUUUGGAUCCACUUCAUACGCAGCUAUCUACCCACUUUGCAGACCAGGUCAAAAUGGCAGAGGUCUUCCGAAAAUUUAACCAUCAACACUGUAGUUCUGAUGGUGGACCCUUCACUUUCAAGAGCACAGUGGCCCAUCGGCAGAGUGGUUAAGACCAUUCCGAGUCAAGAUGGACAGGUCAGGGCUGCUGAGGUAAUGGUCAAGAGUAAAGUCUACACCAGACCGGUAGCUCGCUUGAUCCCACUUCCAAGUUUAGAGGAUGACAGUAAGGACACUUGAAGAAUUCCUGUAGUUACACAUUUGUUGUACAAAUGUGGGGGCGGCUGUUAAGAAUUCUACAUGUUUAUCUACGUUUUCAGAUACUUUAUUUUGAAGCAUUUCAUGACAGUGUCACUUCCGCUUCCUUCCUGUAGGGGUCACUUCCGCUUCCCUUUUGACGUGUGUUAAUGUGUGCUGACUUGUUUUCUCUGCUACGUUUAAUCGGUGCUCUAGUCUUUGACGAUAUACUAACUAACUAA
Molecule: messenger RNA, 2147 nt
Organism: Entelurus aequoreus (snake pipefish)
Lineage: Eukaryota; Metazoa; Chordata; Actinopteri; Syngnathiformes; Syngnathidae
Exons: 2
Coding region: 16-1908 (630 amino acids)
Biological process (GO): DNA integration
Molecular function (GO): nucleic acid binding
Source: RefSeq, a predicted model, not a curated record